Messenger RNA from Anastrepha obliqua, 2108 nucleotides. RefSeq lists its product as uncharacterized. NCBI's taxonomy places the organism in Eukaryota, Metazoa, Arthropoda, Insecta, Diptera, Tephritidae. The transcript has 3 exons. The record is from RefSeq and is a predicted model, not a curated record.
AUGAAUAUUUCCCAACUAUUUAUGAGUUAUCACAACAGGUCCGGUGAUCAGGAUGCUAUGGCCAAUGUCGUAGCGGCGAACGCAAUCAUGCGAGUUAUACACAGCCAACUCCUCCAGCAUGGCACGGUCCUAACGUUUACGUUGUGUUGUCACGAUAGGCAUACUUGCAAUUUCUACAACAACAUGCUGGAGAAACUCUUUCAUGUGUGGGGCCUGACAGUGUUGCAAUUGGUGAUGGUCCAUAAAAAUUCGACCCUACGCGUAUAUGACACACAGCGUAUUAAUCUCAUCUUUAUAGAUUCCUUUAAGUCAUUUCGAGAGAUUGACAUUGCUUCAAAUACGAAAAACAACAACCACAAUGAGUACUAUUACAUUUUCAUACAGGUACGAGAUUAUCGCUUGCCGCGCGAACUGCAGCUAAUACUCGACUACUGUUGGGCUAAUUCAAUGAUCAACUGCAGCGUUCAAGCACAAAAUGCGCACGGUGAGAUUUUCGUCUAUUCAUAUUUUCCGUUCACGGCCGAUUUCUGUGGUUUCGUAAAGCCGGUAGUUAUUAGUCAUUUCAAUGGCACCGACUUCAUACCACCGACACUGUUUCCACGCAAGUUAACCAAUUUCCAUGGCUGCGUAUUGAGAGCAGCACUUUGGCAUAUACCACCUUUUCUUGUUUUGCACACCGACACUCAGGGCGUCAGUCGUAUAGCGGGCGGUAUAGAAGGCAACCUAUUGCGUUUCUUGGCGCGGCAAUUGAAUUUCACAAUCGAUGUUAAAGUGCCGUCCAAAGCCACGACUAAAAUUUACUGAUUUCAAAUUUUUUCUUUACACAUUUAGAUAAAAAGAGGCGAAGUUGAGCUCAUCUUGGGUUGUUUUGCGCAAUCGCCUGCACUGCUCGAUAUCGUCUCGAAUGUGGCAAGCUACUAUCAGACUCGCCAGAUAAUGUGCGUGGCAAGGUCGGCGUAUCAGUUAACAUCGCUGGAGUUCUUAGUUACCCCGUUUGAUGGGUACAUUUGGUUGUCUCUUUGGUGCGCAUUCAUCGCUAGCUGGAUUUUGUAUUAUGCAACGUGUAAAUACUGGAAGGAAAGCCACGAGCAGACUCAACCCAUUUUAAGCUUUCUAGCGAUAUUACUCGGUAUGCCAGCCACUCAUAUGCCGGAUCGUUCUUAUGCACGCCUUCUUGUCACAACUUGGCUUUUCUUUACGCUGCUGGUGCGCACUGUUUACGAGGGUAUAUUUUUUACACUUAUGCAUCACGAAAUAAUCGUGCCACCGCCCAACACUUUCGAACAGCUUUCCGAUGGAAAUUUUACAGCUGUAAUGACGGCUGCCAACCAGGCAUAUCUCGCUGAUGUUAAACAAUUACAAAACUUGCCUUCAAUUAUACUGCCAUCGCUGGAUGUUAUGAGUGUGUUCGAUUAUAUUUUGAAAAACCCACGACGAAAUUUCGUUGCUAUCGAACUGCAAGAUUUCUUAAAUUUGUAUAGAAAAAAACACAAGGAUAAUGGCGCGUUUUUUGUGCUGCAUCAGGAUCUUCUUAAUCUGCCUUUGACGAUGUAUUUGACUAAGCAUUCGUAUUUGAUUGAUCAAUUUGAGCAGCAAAUCUGGUGGAUACGCUCGGCAGGCUUCGUGCAUGCCUGGGUAUUUCAAGAAUUGCAAUUCACAGCAGAGGUAAAUGGCUUUGAUGAAGUUCUGGGGUUAGACAAUCUUUCGGCGUUUUUUGCAACGCUUGGUUUGGGUUUGUGCGUUUCGCUGGUGGUAUUCACCUUGGAGAUUCUCUCUCUUCGCAUACCACUUUUGCGCAGAUGGCUUUUGAAAGUACACUAGGCAAACAUUUUAGCUGAAAAUAUUAGGUGCGCAACUAAGUGUUCGCUGUUUUUUCGAUGAAAAUACAACUUUAUUCUGAAAAAAUGGUUACAAGUGAAUCAUUGAAAGUAUUGCCCAACGCUGGCUACUACUUUUCCCCAUCUUUCUGCUAGAUCCCGUAUACGGCCGCGGUAAAACUGGUCAUCUUUUGAGGCUAUCCACGGAUCAAGCCAUUUUUUGAUGUCUUCAUAUGAAUGGAACUGCUGGUCAGCUAGACCAUGUGCCAUCGAUCGGAGCAGGUGAUAAUC